GCCAUCCUAAAACAGCCCACAGAAGAGAAAAGACGCGCAUCGUUUUGGACACCUUGCCCGUCCUUUCUUGGGCGCUCAGAGGCGAGCACCCUUCACUCAUGCGGGGCGCAAGGGAGAGACGCCUCGGCGGAGGCACUACCUCCGCCGCAGCCGCGCGCUCCGCACCUGCGCGCCGGUCCCGGAGGUCUGGGAAGAAAGUUGCCGAAAAGAUGCGCGAGCAGCGAUCCGGAGCCAGAGAGAGCGGCCUGUCGGAUUCGCCGGCUGUUUCCUCACCGCCACGCAGACCCCCGUUGCUCUUGUUCCCAAAGGCGGGGUACCACCCCAGCAUCUUCGAAGAGGAUCCUGAAGCUCUUUGCCAGAUCAGCUGUCAGCAAGGUUACCUCGCCGUGGCAAAGACACCUAAAACCGUGCUCCUUUUGGGCCAGGCAAAAGAUGAGCAGCAUCAGCACCUCGCGGGCAGUCGCAGCUGCAUCUACUUAAAAGAGAAAAUCAAGAUACAUUCACUGGAUUGUGAAGCAUCUCAUCUGCUCAUUCUCUCAACAAAUGGAAAACUUUCAGAGCACAAUACUGCAGCCAAAGGAACAAAACCAAGACUACUGAAAGAAUUACGAAACAAACAAAUUGUUCAGAUUGCAUGUGGUGAUCAUCAUUCCAUGGCUCUUUCAAAAGGAGGAGAACUCUUUGUCUGGGGUCAGAAUGAACAUGGUCAGCUUGGAGUGGGAAGGGAGAUGGAUCUCACUGAAGAACCACAGCUGGUACGAGCACUGGAAGGCAUUCCUUUGGUUACGAUUGCAGCUGGAUCUGCUCACAGCAUGGCCAUCUCUGUGUUUGGUACUGUCUACUCUUGGGGAAAGAAUACGUUUGGACAACUGGGCCUUGGAGACACAAAAGACAGAUACAUUCCUGCAAAUGUGAAGGCAUUAGAGCAUAAGAAGACAGUCUUCAUUUCAUGUGGUGGCGAGCACACUGCAGUUCUCUCAAAGGAUGGAUCGGUCUCCACCUUUGGAGCUGGCUGCUUUGGACAGCUUGGCCACAACUCCACACGCAACGAGCUGUUUCCACGUCUUGUGGCAGAGCUAUUUGGUGCACAGGUGACUCAGGUAGCCUGUGGAAGAUGGCACACUUUGGUCUAUAUCCCGGCACUUGGGGAAGUAUAUUCGUUUGGAUAUGGAGCAAAAGGGCAACUUGGAGAAGGAAGAAAGAGUGACCAGCUGGUUCCCCUUCCUCUUGAUCUGGCUCUUCACGAUAAAAACAUGAACUGCAGAAGUACCUCAGGCAAAGUGGUUAAAAUCAUUGCCGGAGACAAUCAAAGUAUUGUGCUUCAUCUGAAAGAAAAGAAUGCAUACACUUGUGUAACACAAACACUGGCCACAGUGGAGGAGGCAGAGGUUGCUAAGUGGUUGUCUAAUUCGGAUCCCAGCUACUGGAACAAAAUAAAAUGGGAUAUUAAGGUGAUCUUCUCAUCAGCAGCUUGCAUCAAUGGCAGCUUUCUACAAAAGAGAGAGGAAAGUUUCAGAACAUCUGAGGAGAUUGCUGGUGUUGAUAUGUCAGCUGUUCUUCUUUUCUUUGAGAAGAUUACCACUAAGCCUAAAAUCUUCACAAAGGUGCUAAAGGCUCUUGGGAGCCUUCUGCGUUGUCCUCCUCACUCUCCCACCUCACCAGAAGCACUCAGGUUCUUCCUCAUUGUGCCCGUACUUUUACGAAAGCAAGAUCUCAACUCAGACCAUCUCCUUAGUCAACUGGCAGAAGCAAUCUGGAACCUCCCACAGAAAGGCAAGCAAGCACUUGAAAUUCUGUGGUCCAAUUUGGAAGCUUCCUUCUUUAAGGAUCUAGUGACCAUGUUUCAAAGGCUUAUUGAUAUUAAGCUAUCUUCUUUCAAAAAAUUUGAUUUUGGGAAUUUCAACAAUAAGGAUGAAUAUCUUACGCCUCUUAAAGUCUUCCAAAUGCUUUAUGAGGUAAAUUGCAGGUGUGGUUUCAAAAUUCAGGAAAGUAAUUUUUAUGUACCAGAAAUACAGAAAAUAUGUUUCAUACCAAAUUUGAAUCGCAUACGAAAUGUAGCACAAAUGAUUCAGAAAAGCUAUGAAAUAUCUCUGGCUUUAUCUGACCUCAGCCAAUUUCCUUGUAUCUUCAAGUUUGAAGAUAAAAUUGUGAUGCAUGACAUACAACGCCAACUUUUGCAUUUACAACACACAUGGGAAAACUCUGUGACCCCUAUAAUGCAUGUAAGGAGGCAGAAUUUACUACAGGAUACCUGGCACUAUCUAAGAAGGGCAGAAGAAAUUUACUUUGAACAAUAUUUUGAAGUGUGUUUUGAAGGAGAACCUGGGAUCAAAUAUGGGGGCCUGAUCCAGGAGUUCUUCACAAUCCUCAGCAGACAACUGUGUACCUCAGAAGCACAAGUAUUCAAGCACUUUGAGGAGUCACACUGUAUUUGGUUCUCUCAUGAAGUAUCAACACAGGAGGACAUAUAUUUUUUAAUUGGGAAUCUGUUUGGAAUAGCGCUCCAAAAUUUGAAGAUAAUUGCUUUACCUUUCCCUCUUGCGUUGUUCAAGAAAUUGGCAAAUAUUGAUCCAACACUGGAAGAUUUAAAAGAACUUUCUCCUACAGUUGGACGCACUCUUCAGGUUAUACUGGAUGAACGCUGUGAUGACAUCCUUGAAAACAUGAUGUUGGAUUUCACGAUAGUAGAAGAAUGUAAAGGAUCCAUAAUUGAGGUUGACUUGAAAGAAAAUGGUGCCAACGUUCCUGUUACUUUGUACAACAGAAAAGAAUAUGUUGAUGCUUAUGUGAAUUACAUAUUCAAUGAUUCCGUGAAAAAGCAGUUCAGGGAUUUCAUGCAUGGAUUUCAAAGAGGUUGCCCAAGUACAAUGUGGAAAAUGUUUCUUCCUGUUGAACUCCGAGUUAUCCUGCUUGGACAUGUCAGAUAUGACUGGGACGAAUUAGAAAAGAACACCAAAUAUAAUGGUUUUGAAGAGUCAGAUGAAACAAUCAAGAACUUUUGGACAGUGUUUCAUGACCUUCCUGAAGAAAACAAGAAGAAUUUUCUAG
Molecule: messenger RNA, 3048 nt
Organism: Python bivittatus (Burmese python)
Lineage: Eukaryota; Metazoa; Chordata; Lepidosauria; Squamata; Pythonidae
Source: RefSeq, a predicted model, not a curated record